This is a messenger RNA of Closterium sp. Naga37s-1, 426 nucleotides long. The record is from the annotation of a GenBank genome assembly. NCBI's taxonomy places the organism in Eukaryota, Viridiplantae, Streptophyta, Zygnematophyceae, Desmidiales, Closteriaceae.
AUGGCUGAUGCACCAUCUCAGGGCCAGGAUGGCCGAUGCACCAUCCCCUUCCCCCUCAACUCCCCAUCUUCAACACCCCAAUCCCCUCCCCUCUCCCUCCCCCUCCCCUUUUCCUCAAGCCCCCAACUGCAACACCCCAACGCCCUUCCUGCUCCCUCCCCCUUCCCCUUCCCCGCGCUUUCCCGUCCUGCUCGUUCCAGCCAAUGCCUCUACUCCUAUCAAGGCUCGUUCCAGCAAGUGGGGGCGUGUCAGUACCAGCAGGGCCACUCUGUUGCCACGUGGGCUGAUCAGCGCAAGCAGCAGCUCUCGAUGGCCAACAACGCCAUGCUCUCAUUCGUGCGUUCCUCUUACCCCUCAUUUGCGUCAUUCAUGUGGGUUUCUACCCCGCCCCCCACUUCCUUUUCCAUACGUGCUUCCGCCCCCUAG